AAUAUUAUAACAGUCUUGGAAUGGCAUAAAUGUUUUGUGAUGUUUCAGUGUUGCUCUAGACAUUAAAAGAUAUUUAUUGGUGGAAAAGUGUACUAUUUUGAGUUGUGAUUAUGUUGACCCACCAAAACAAUUAGCUCAGGAUGAAGUGAGAGUAAAACAAAAAAUAUGAAAAUGUAAUAUUUUGAUAUAUUACUGUGUUGUUUUGGACGUAGUUCGGUGUCUUUCAUAAGAAUUAGUAAUAUCUCAAAAUGUGAAAAUUUUAUCCGCAAAAAAUGCACCGUUGAAAAAAAUUCAGCAUUUCAACACGAAAUUCAAUUUUUGUAAGAGUAAUUUUGAGAUUAGGAAAAAUCACAUGGAACCUUUUUUGUAGAAAAUUUUUUAUUUGGGAAGAAAAUUGGAGCUCGACAACUCUGCUACAAAAUAUAGCUUUAGUUUUCUCAUUAUUUAGCGAAAAUAGCUGGUGUUCAACAACUUAGAAAAAAGUAACCAAACUUGUCAACUAUGAAAAAAUCUAACAUUAGUAGAAGUAGUUUUUUUUCCUAUCACGGAGAGAGUUCAAAGGUACAAUUGAUCUCAUUUUAAAGGUAAUCGUCUAAUUGAUGACCUCAAGCAAGAGUUUGCUGCUGGGUGUAGCAGAGUCACAGACAUAUGUGUUUUAAGUUCACCCAGAUGCAGUUGAAAAGUAGAAACUCUAACGUUUGAAAUGCACUUUCUUUCAUCCCGAAAUGUUGAGGAGACAAAGCAGUUUCUUCUUUACCCGGUGAUGUAAUUCCCCUCAUACUCUACCUGGAGCAAAAACUGUUUAGUAAGAUGCGACCCCGAAGUUUGAGCGCAUUUUACAAAGAAAUAACAGGUCUUAGGGAAAACUUUUUUUGUAGAAAGUUUCUGAAACUAUAUUUUUGAUAUCUUUACUUUUCCCGAAAUUUGGCAUAGAUUUCGAGUUAUUUGCAAAAUUCCAAAUUUUGAAAAUUUAAACAAAAAUCUCUCUCUUAGUGGUCAAAAUUUUGAUGUUAACUUUCACUGUAUCGAUAGAGCACUCUCAGAAUUACCUAAAUCCAGAAAAUCAGCGACUAAUUUUCGUGGGUUUUGGCUCUAAUUAGGCUCUACUCACUGGACUAAAUUCUCAGUCGAUUGCGACACAUGUCGAUCGUCCUCCUCCUUAUCUAGACUUCUAAUAUCUAAUGUGAAUUACGGAGUUUGAACAAACUGAAAAUAAAUAUUGGCAAUUAACCAAUUUAAUAAUCGGAAGUUCUCCAUUUUAAAAAAAUCAUAGCUGAUAUUUUUGGUCAAAUCUUUUAUUGCUUGAUUUCAAAAGUUGAUACUUGAACUGUGUAAUCAUAGUAAAAAAUUAAAAACUUUCCUAUUGCGAACACAGAUUAUCUGGUUCACUUGAUUAGAUAAUAAGUUUGGAGAGAUAAAUAUGUUGAAAUGUUGAAUUUGAAUCGCUUUCCAGGCUUUGUAAGUGCGUAUGAAUGAUUAAAUCAGUCGGCAAAGUGUUAGCUAUGGCAAAAGUACCCACAAUCAAGUUCAAUAAUGGACAAACGUUUCCAGUUUAUGGUCUAGGAACGUGGAAAUCUCAACCAGGUCAAGUAACCCAAGCCGUAAAAGAUGCAAUCGAUAUCGGCUACCGCCAUAUUGACUGUGCUUACAUUUACGGAAACGAACCUGAAAUUGGUGAAGCGAUAAAAGCUAAAAUAUCCGAUGGAACUGUGAAGCGUGAAGAGCUUUUCAUAACGAGUAAACUAUGGAAUACCAUGCACAGACCAGACUUAGUGGAACCUGCUAUUAGAACCACAUUGAAAAACCUUUGUAUCGACUAUCUUGAUUUAUAUUUAAUCCAUUGGCCAUUUGCCCUGAAGGAAGAAGAUGAAUUAUUCCCAACAAAUCCAGAUGGUACCACUGCUUAUAGUGACGUAGACUUUGUUGACACAUGGAAAGAGAUGGAGAAGUUGGUGAAAAAGGGACUAACAAAAUCUAUUGGUAUUUCGAAUUUUAAUAAAAGACAAACCGAGCGUAUUCUACAAAAUUGCACAAUUAAACCCGUAACUAAUCAAAUUGAAGUUCACCCCCAUUUGAAUCAACAGAAAUUGAUUGAUUAUCUAAAAUCGAAAGACAUCACAGUAACUGCUUACAGUCCUUUAGGUUCGGGAGACCCGAAAUUGAUGGAGGAUCCUAAAAUCAAAAAAAUUGCAGAGAAAUACAAGAAAACAACUGCUCAAGUAGCUUUAAAAUAUGCGGUUCAAAGAGGAUUAAUAGUUAUACCUAAAUCGGUCACCAAGUCUAGAAUUCAGGAAAACUUUAAUAUUUGGGACUUCAAUCUCACUAAAGAAGAUAUUGCAUUAAUGAAUACUUUCGAUUGUAAUGGAAGAACCUGCCCUUACGCAGAUGCCUAUACACACAAGGACCACCCAUUCAUCAAUGAUGAAUAUUGAUCCAGCAAGAAACUGCGAAUAGUUGUGUUAUCAUAAGUUUAAUCGAAUUGUAUUGUAAAGAUAAAACGUUUUAUGUAAGUAAACUGUUGGAACAGAAUUUUAACUUUACAAUAAAUAAGGUUAAUGAA
Molecule: messenger RNA, 2560 nt
Organism: Diorhabda carinulata
Lineage: Eukaryota; Metazoa; Arthropoda; Insecta; Coleoptera; Chrysomelidae
Product: aldo-keto reductase family 1 member B1-like
Exons: 6
Coding region: 1473-2432 (319 amino acids)
Cellular component (GO): cytosol
Molecular function (GO): aldose reductase (NADPH) activity
Source: RefSeq, a predicted model, not a curated record